Messenger RNA from Brenthis ino (lesser marbled fritillary), 573 nucleotides. NCBI's taxonomy places the organism in Eukaryota, Metazoa, Arthropoda, Insecta, Lepidoptera, Nymphalidae. The record is from the annotation of a GenBank genome assembly.
AUGAAUAAAAGGAGAGUUUAUAUUAUGCCCAUAGUGUUUAUUUCUUUACUUUCAGUAAUAGGCGGUACACGAGAUGGGAACCGGGUGAAACGACUACGGGCGGACAGCACGGCAGUUCGCGAGCCGGCUCAAGCAUUAGACGCACCCGAACCUGAACCAAACAUUGCACCAGCACCUAUAUCAUUCAUCAACCCCUCUGUCAAAGAAUAUCUCGAGCUUGGAAUGGCGAUACCUGGAAAACCAGGUACCGAUUACCCAAUUUUAGGAGCUGUUCCAUAUACAAAUUUCUACUGUGAUGAGCAAGCUUAUCCGGGCUUCUUUGCGGAUAUGGAAACACGUUGCCAAGCCUGGCAUUACUGUGACAUUGACGGUCGCCAAGCAUCGUUCCUUUGCCCCAACGGCACUGUGUUCUCUCAAGGCGUGGCGUCCUGUGACUGGUGGUUCAACGUGCGAUGCGCACUCUCACCCGCGCUCUACCCCCUUAACGCGCGGCUCUAUCGGCGAAGGAAGAAGCAGUCCCGACCCAAACCACAUAGAGUCAUUGAUAAGAAACUUGUUGAUGAAAUAUUUUUG